Pseudo-nitzschia multistriata is the source of this 2375-nucleotide messenger RNA. The record is from the annotation of a GenBank genome assembly. Lineage: Eukaryota; Bacillariophyta; Bacillariophyceae; Bacillariales; Bacillariaceae.
UCACCAUCGAGCGGCAGCAAACGGCACCCGUAUCGGUGCUUGUACGAUACCUGUUCCGGGACGAGAACGCACGCAUCGCGAACCAAUAGACACCCGGCACUCGAUAGGAGGCACCAAGGCCCGCCGCACCGAAAUCGGAUCCACGAGAACCGCGUUCCCGACCGACCGACCGAGAUCGAAAACAGGCAGUGAGUGUAGCCCGUGCUAGUAUACAUCACAGCACAGCACAGCACAGCACAGCAGAAACAACAACAACAACCACUGCGAGAGCAACCGUCUCGUUUCAACUCGUCUCUUGUCUUGCGUUUUCCGUUUCGCCAUGGGAGCCCCGUACACGAACCAGGUCGUCCUGCUGUGCGUCCUGGUCUUUUCGGUGGCGACGCUGCACAUGCUCGUCGGCCACCUAAGGGUGCCCGGGGGCAGCCACGUUCCGAGGACCGCGAGGAAUGGAUUGUCCUCGUCGUCGUCGCUGCGGCCGGCCGCUUUGGAUUCGGCCGAAACGGCCAUUGGCGACGCCCUCGGCGGGGCCAUGGACGGUUCCUACGAGAAAGAAACAGGCGCCGAAUCGGACCUUCGUUUCGCGGGCGGUGACGCGGAUCCCGACGAAACGGACACCGAUGGGAACACGGAAGGAAACCGAGACCAAACAGAAGAAGACGACGACGUCGACAACGACGAGACCGCGGGUAGAACCAAGGAAAACGGCGGCGCCGAAACAGAUGGUGAUCGUGACAAAGACCAGAAAGACGGCGACGACGACGACGAUGAAACGGUUGAUGACAACAGGGAAGACGACGACGAUGAAACGGUUGRUGACAACAGGGAAGACGACGACGAUGAAACGGUUGGUGACAACAAGGAAGACGACGAYGAUGAAACGGUUGRUGACAACAAGGAAGAYGACGACGAUGAAACGGUUGAUGAYAACAAGGAAGAUGACGACGAUGAAACGGUUGAUGAUAUGAACAAAGGCAAGAAAGAUGACGAUGAAGACGAUGGAACAAAUGACGACAGUAAUCAAGACGACGACGAAACAGGCGAUGCCAAUGGCAAAGAAGAUGGUGACGACAACAACGACAACGACGACGACAGCAAUACCAACGACGACGGGAACAUUGCCAACGAUGACGGGAACAUCGCCAACGACGACGGUGACAACAACGGCGGCAGCAGUGGCUCCAGCGACAAGCCAAAACCCACCCGGGAGGAGGUCGCCGCGAGCAACAUGGCCAUCUACAACAAUAUCACCUCGGGCAACACCACCAGCCUGAUCAACGGCCUGGAGUUUGUCGACGACGUCGACGAAACGGGACACUUUGUCCACCGCCUCGCGCAGCCCAGACCGGUCUCCGCCCUCAAGGUCCCGACGCCGAUCUUUGUGCUCAGCCUCUCCAAGUCGGGGACCACCACGGUCCACCAGUACUUCCAGUGCGGUUUGGGGAUCGGGGCCAGCGCCCACCACCGGUACCCCUACAAGAAACAGCCAAAGCUCAGGUACGUCGGAAAGACGAUGCGGGCGAACCGGAUCGCCGACCAGCCGCUCUUGUCGUGGAGGCCGGGCCGGGACAAGCCCGAGAAGAAGAAGAAGAACCGGAAAGGCGGCGGCGGCAGCGAAAGCAGCAACGGCAACGAGAGCCGGGAGUUUACAGAGGAGGAACUGGUUCCCGAUGUCCUGGAGGACUACCAGGUCUUUAGUGACUUUGAUCUCUACCGGCCCGGGAAAAAGAGCAUCGACUUUAUGGUCGACAACCUGGACAACAUUGGGAGGUUCUACCCCAACGCCACCAUCCUCUACCUGAACCGGGACGCGGCCAGCUGGUACAACUCGGCCAAGAACUUUGGGAGCCUCCUGCGCCGAUGGAAGAACUUUUCCGUCUCGCCGCUGGUCGACUCCCUCUUCGGGCAAGGGGGCCGGGAGAACCUCCCCAACCCAAAGGACCCGGAAGCGGAGGAGGCCUGGGUCUCCUUUUACGAAAAGUACACGGAGCUGGUCCGGGGCUUUGCGACCGGCCGGGCGGGGGACGAUCUUCAUCUUCCACACAACACCAACCACUCCAUCACCUACCUGGAGAUCCCCCUCGACGACCGCACGGGGGGCGUCCUGGAGGAAACCGUCGGCCUGCCGGGGGAGUGCUUUGGCCACGCCAACCUCGGGACGCUGGACAAGCGCGAAAAGGGACUCAAGACCAAGGGGGGGCUCCCGGAGGCCCACCCCCGGGAGUGGACCGUAAACACCUACGCCGAGGCAUAGCAAACCAACCAACCAACCAACCAACCAACAAAUUAUCGAAAGAGUUGGUUGGUUGGUUGUGUGGGUGGCAACUGUCGUCCCGUGUUGCGCCAAUGGUAGCACUAACCGUAUAGAAACAUUGAUU